Molecule: messenger RNA, 2275 nt
Organism: Spizellomyces punctatus DAOM BR117
Lineage: Eukaryota; Fungi; Chytridiomycota; Chytridiomycetes; Spizellomycetales; Spizellomycetaceae
Exons: 5
Coding region: 272-2140 (622 amino acids)
Molecular function (GO): protein binding
Source: RefSeq, a predicted model, not a curated record
UAUGAGACAUAGCAGGAGACUCUGCUACAUGGGGCUGGGACUAGGCGCAUGUUUCAUUCUUGCUCAGAGGUAUUCCAAAAAUGACAAUGACCACGCCCACACAAACACAUACCAACAAAGCAUUUUUUUCACUUGGAAGGUAUCUGCCGCUUUCUUCUUUCUCUUCCUUUUCUUCCGUCCUGACGACCAGUUACUUUUUAAUUUGAAGAGUUUUUGCAUUUCUUAACUCACCACCGCCAAGGAGUUGCCUUUUGACACGAUCAUCCACAGAAUGGCUACGUUGCUGAUAACUUCGUUACUCCUCUUUCUAUUGCGUUGCACGCAGGCUGCCGAUUUGAACCUUGGAAUUCCGCGGGCAGGCUUCGUUAUUAUCCCAUAUUCAGAUAAAUUCGUUGCUUUUGGAGGAUCACGGAGUAUACUCAUCACCAAUAAUGCCAGUAUUCUCCAGAAUGACGCUGUUCUCGCGGGCACUGGUACAGUUGUCAACUAUAAAGGCUGGACGGUUUCCCAGACCAUUCUGCUUCAAAAUCAGCCGCUGUUGACUUUUUCCUCCUCAUGCGCCCCGUACGGAAAUUCUACGAUGCUUUGCUCCGGGGGAUUGGAUCACGAUCAUUAUUGGUCCAAUACGUUUAACUUGACGGUAUACAAUACUUCAAACUUGGCUGCAAUGGAUAUAACUCAGUACCCAAUGCCAAUAAUUCCGACACGUUGGGAUCAUGGCUCUGUGAUUUUGGAAAACAAACUGUACAUUUUUGGUGGACGAGGGCCUGUCAACGUUACGCAACCACCCAUUGUUGAAUUUGACGACCAUUAUGUGAUCGACUUGGCUGCGGCCCCCUACGGCGCAACAAAGAUUGUGUCCACGAAAACACCUGGUCCCCGAACGGGCUUCUGUAUGGCAGCGCUGAAUUCCACAGCCUAUGUCUUGUACGGUGGAUAUCGCGAAACAUCGGCAAAGUCAUACUACGAUGAUACGUGGAUUUAUCAACCCUCAACCGGAUGGGUUGAUGUGACGUCCCGGACACAGGGAAAUCCUUCGCGACGUGUCAGCCCUGCCUGUACUACUCUGAACGGCCGUGUUUACAUGUUUGGUGGAUGGGGACCGAGUGUCAGUGGCAUGAACGACGUCUGGGUCUUUGAUGCUGAAAUGUUGCGAUGGUGGCAACUCUCAGCCGAUUCCCCGAAAUUGACAGGUGGUCGGCCGCAAGGACGCUACUACUGUAGAAUGCAUGGUGUUGGAAAACAUCUCCUUAUUACCGGUGGAUUACGUCUGGCGCCGGCUGGUAGUGGCGUCGCGGACGACUCUGCUCUCUACAUUUUCGAUACUGUGGCAAAUAAAUGGGUGGAGAAGGUAUCCGAUAUAGCAGAUGUUACCGCCGGCACAGCUCCUCCCCCAAAUAGUGUUCCUACAUGGGCGAUGGACGUAGGAUCCCGAAAGGCCCAGACAGUAGGCAUUGUACUCGGUGUGCUUGGUGGGUUGGCCCUUAUAACUGGCGGAGCUUAUUGGUAUCUAGUGUAUCGACGCAACAAAUCGAACGAUGGCGCUUUUACCGUUGGUCCCAUGCAGUAUGCCCGUAAGGAUGACCUUGGUCCCAGGGCUUUGUUGCGAUCCCUUUCUGGAUCGUCUCGGUCUACAGGAUCUACUACAUUCUCUGGGUCCUCUCGGGGCUCCAACGGUCCUGGCUCCCCAGUACCUCCUGCCCGUACGCUAUCGCUACAAUCAACCCAAUCACGCACGACUAGCAGGCAUAGUUCUGGAUCAGCGACACAGCUACCUGAACCUGUCCUUGCCACACGUGCUGUAAAUCCCGUCAUUGUCAACCGAUUCGAGUUUCCAAUCAGCCCGCCUGCCUAUGAAUCGUUGGUGGGCUCGAGCGGUCUGAUGCUUCCAGAACUCUCUGCUGGCAAGAGUAGCGAAGACGAUGCGGCAACAAAACUGAAAGGGCUUCCGCACGUUGGAAGCACAUACUUUAAGCCAGGAAUACAUCAAGAAAACCUCUCAGGAGACGAAAUUGUUAUUGCACCCGGAGAUACAGUCUAUGUCCGGGAACUUUAUGCUGAUGGUUGGGCCUGCGGCUGGAACGCAACCAGUCAAAAAGACGGCUACUUCCCUUACAAAUGCGUUAAAGGGACCUCAUAGACCUUGACUUCACCUUUUGAAUUGUGCUUGGUCUUGGUCGAGCACUACAUAUUAUAUUUGUAUAUAUUAUCCGGAGCGCCUUCCAUUGUAUUUUGUCAAAGCAUGUAAAUGUAAAUGACAUGUAUUCGAUCACUG